Messenger RNA from Coffea eugenioides, 1170 nucleotides. Its product is annotated as protein SRG1-like. NCBI's taxonomy places the organism in Eukaryota, Viridiplantae, Streptophyta, Magnoliopsida, Gentianales, Rubiaceae. The transcript has 4 exons. Bases 1 to 1170 code for a protein of 389 amino acids. The record is from RefSeq and is a predicted model, not a curated record.
AUGACUAUUAAUCAGAAUAGCACAGAAGAGGAGCUACCUAAUUAUGGGGGAUCUUUAUCAGCACCAAAUGUUCAAGAAAUGGUGAAGAGGGAUCCUUCAAAAAUCCCAGACAGAAACAUCAGGAGCCUAGAGGACCAGCCAAAAAGAACAAAAAUGACCUCUUUCUCCUCUGAGAUUCCUACAGUAGAUUUAUCAUUGCUUUUACAGCAGCAAGAACAGGAGCUCAGGAAACUGGACAAGGCAUGCAAAGAAUGGGGUUUCUUUCAGGUGGUCAAUCAUGGAAUAGAGAACCAAGUAUUGCAAAAAAUAAAAGAUACUGCAAGAUUAUUUCUUGAUCUCCCAUUAGAGGAGAAGAAUAAGUUCUCAAUGCCCGCAGAUGACAUGCAGGGAUAUGGGCAUGCAUUUGUGUUUUCUGAAAAGCAGAAAUUGGAUUGGAAUGAUGCACUAGUUCUGUUCAUGUUUCCUUCAAAGUUCCGAAAAUGUAAAUUCUGGCCCACCACACCAGCGGAUUUCAUUGAUACUGUGGAGAAAUAUUCAUCUGAAAUACGAAGAGUGGGCAUGGAACUGCUUCGUUCCAUAUCUAUAAACAUGGGAAUGGCCAGCAAUACCCUUCUUACAAUGCACAAGGAGCUGCCUCAAGCUUUGCGUCUGAACAACUACCCCCCCUGUUGCAAACCUGAUGAAGUUCUAGGAUUUAGCCCUCACUCAGAUGCAAGUACUAUAACCGUACCAUCACAAGAUGAUGAUGUUACUGGUUUAGAAAUUCAGCAUGAGGGCCAGUGGGUGCCAAUUAGACCGAUUCCAAAUGCUCUAGUUGUCAAUGUUGGAGAUGUUCUUGAGAUCCAUCAUCAACCAAUUAAUGGCGAACCAAAAUUUCUUCGUUUUCGGAAUGACUCUCAGAUUUGGAGUAAUGGGACAUACAGGAGCAUCGAACACCGAGCAGUGACAAACAAGAAUAAGGCAAGGAUUUCCUUUGCAACAUUUCUAUCCCCGCAAGAUGAUGUAGAAAUAGAACCCUUGGAUACCAUGAUGGACUCCCAUGGUUCCUUGAGGAAGUACAAGAAGGUAAUUUUUGGAGAUUACAUCAGGAAAUUCUUCAAGGCAAAAUUGGAAGGAAAGUCUAGGUUCGAAAUGGAAAAGAUGGAACUUGAUAGUGCCGACUUACAUUGA